This is a messenger RNA of Linum trigynum, 5079 nucleotides long. NCBI's taxonomy places the organism in Eukaryota, Viridiplantae, Streptophyta, Magnoliopsida, Malpighiales, Linaceae. The record is from the annotation of a GenBank genome assembly.
GGGUCGGGGGCCCCCGAGAGCCUACAUAGCUCCUCCCCUGGAAACGGGUGGUAUCCCACGAGAAAUAUCUAGGCUUUCCUACUACUAUGGAGUGGGAGAAGAAAACAAAAUUCACCUACCUUGUUGAUAGGGAGGCUACUCUCAAUUGUAGCAAAGGAGAUUCUUAUCAAAUCCUUAGUUCAAGCUCAAACAAUGUACCUAAGUCUAUAUUUCAAAGGAUUAUCUCCAAAGUUGUGAAACCCCUAUCGAACCCCCGGUUGGACCUAGUCCGACCCAAGUCGAGCUUCAAAAUGGCAUCCAGAAAGCCCCCGGUUUGACAGCAUCGACCGAGAUUUUCAUAGGAGCCGUUAUCGGUAGCUGCCACAAUAAUUCUCACUCUGUCGUCUAUUACUAAAAGAAAAAAAAUGAUCUUUGCUCUCUCCACUUUAAUUUCAACACUACACAAAAAAUGAAUCAAACCAUCUAAACUCUCUUCGCCCUAACAAAUUUUAAAACUUUAAAAAUACCAUAGUAGUACCUUAUAGUACGUGGUGGUAUCAUAAUGUAUUAAAAUUAAUCUACCUAUAUGCUAUCAUUUACGGUAUGCGGCAACCAUACGAUAUGUUAUAUUUUAAACUUACAAUGUUGUCUAACAAAGCAUAAAUCUAUAAAAUAAAAUUACAAUACACGUACCAUAUGGUAUGAUGAGGUAUGAUUUAUAGUGGGCCAAAAUAAAACUUGUGGGUUGAUAUAGUAUUUUGUAUGCUGGUAUCAUAUGGUAUGAUAUAGUAUAUAAUAGUGUUAUAACAAGAAACAAAUUUUGGAUUAGAAUACUGGUACCAUAUGGUAUGACAGGGGUAGAGUUAGGAUCCAGUGGGGGGGGGGGGGGGGGGGGGGGGGGGGGGAGGGGGGGAGGACUUUAUUGUAUAAUAUCCGUAAAAAAAAUCUAAGAAAAUAUUUACAUUGUGAGUCAUAAGCUUCAAAGUUUAAUUAUCUAGACUCCAAAAUUUAAUUAUCUAAAUUAGAAAAAUAUUAUAAGCUCCAAAAUUUCAUUAUCUAGUUUGAACUUUGAAAUUAAAAAGUAUUUGAAUAAGUACAAAAGUUAAGUGAUCAGUCUUAAUUUAAACAAAAAUUCAACCAAAUUAGGAAAACUAAAAACACAAUGUUGUUGCCAGAGAUUGAACAUGGUACUGGGUAUUCACAAAUAUCAGGUAGCUGCUUCAUUACGUUAGACUAGAUCCAGACAUUGUUUUUCAUUAUUGCACGUUAUUGUUAUUCUACAAUAGUUAACUUCUUUAGAAUUUUCAAAAUUUGCGAUAUUUUUACACGCGAUCUCCAAAACUCUCGGGGGGCCGGGGCCCCCCAAGGCAGAAGGUAGCUCCGCCCCUGUGGUAUGAUGUGGUAUUAUGCUAAUUAAUAACUUCAACUGAAAUUGAAUGGUGACAUUUUUAUUAAACUUUAGUCACAAUACUGGUACCACUAUGGUAACAUGUGUAACCAUAAAAAAUGGGUUAAUACCUUAGUUUGGCCUGAACUAUACACAUACUUUCUACUUUGGCUCGUGGUAUUGAAAAUUGCUAUUCUGGCCUGAACUAUGUAGCAAACUUCCUCAUUUGGCCCGGAGGCGGGUUUGACCGUCAAAUUAGACGAUCAAACCUGGUGACCGUUAGUCAAUAUCCACCUCACCUGCCACGUCAGCUUUGAGGACAUUAUUUUUUAUUUUUUAUUUUUGAAUUUUAUUUUCUUUCGAUUAAUAAAAAUAAUAAAUCAAAAAAUUAAUUAAAAGAACGAGAAAGGGCCCAUUUUUAGCAAAUGAAAAGAAAACAAAAUUCGGAAAUAAAAAAAAUAUUUUUUAUGUCAUCAACGCUGACAUGGUAGGUGAGGUGGACAUUGACUAACGGUCAACAAGUUUGACCGUCUAAUUUAACGGUCAAACCCGCCUCCAGGCCAAAUGAGGAAGUUUGCUACAUAGUUCAGGCUAGAAUAGCAAUUUCCAAUACCACGGGCCAAAGUAGAAAAUAUGUGUAUAGUUCGGGCCAAACUAAGGUAUUAACCCUAAAAAAAUAUAGUUACCAAACAAUACCACCAUAGCAUAGUGUGGUAAUCUCAAUAUAUAUAAUUAAGACUUUCUCCACUUUCAUGCCCUUCGUUUCCUUCACAAUACCACCAUGGUACAGUAUGGUAACCACAAUAUACAUCCAACUAAGCAAACUUUAUAAAUGCUAGUCUUCUGCAUCCUCUCCUUUCCUCCUUCGCAAUCGAGAACACCAAAAGAAAAAAAAGGAAGAUCAAAACCAAAAAUCCACAAACAAAUAUUAAAACAUAAACAUUAACAUAAUAACAUAAGAUCAUAUGGAGACAAUCAUCUUUACUCUUUGGUGAAAUGUGGUUAUGAAUGAAGGAUGGGACGAGAUUCUCAAAAUUAAGAUUAAGACUUGGGUAUUUUUGUAGGAGUUAGGAAAGUGGUCGAGUAACCUGCUAACGUGUAUUGAGAAGUCAGCUGGAUCCACGGUUUGGUCCGGUAAACCCCGGUCUAGACCUGACCAAGACAUCAAAACAUCAUAUAAUGCAGACCAUGAACCAGACUAGACUAGACUAGACCAAAACAUACUUAACGGUCUACAGUCCGGACCAAACUAUGCGAUCCGGUUUGGACCAUGAUUUUUCAAAGUGUCUAGUCUAUUUUUGCAGCCCUAAUCUAUUACCCUAACCCCCUUAACCUUCAAUUUUGAAUCUCAAUCCCAAACCCUAAAUUAUAAACUAAACCCUAAUCCUAUAUCCCUCAAUUCUAAAUCCUUCAAAUUAAAAUAAAUUUUGAAUUAGUUUUUUUCCCCUUCAAAUUCUUGUGUUUUUUGUUUAUAACAUCAUAAGCAACGAUUGGUACCGUAUGGAACAUGAAUCAGAUGCUCGAAAAGCCAAUCAUGAGGUUAACGCAUUGAAUGCACCAAAAAAGUUGGUGCACCGAAUAUGUCACCAUAUAUAUAUAUAUACCUAACUAUGAACUAUUGCAGUUGAUAGACGUCGUUGGCAGCUGUGGUUCAUCAUCGCAGGAGUUGUUCCGUUAGCACUCUUUCUUCUCUUGUUCUUGUCGUACCUUGGCUGGAAAUGGAGAAGUCAGUUAGGUGCAAUCGUAACCCAUUUAACGAGGAGUGUCCGUGAAUAUUGGAAGCGUUGUGGGUCUUUCUUCGCAAUGUGGAAGGAAUACUAUGUCCUGCUUCGGCUAACUAAGGCCAUCGCAGAUGCGGAGCAAGAGAUUGUUGCAGGAGUUAGGGAUGGCAGCUGAGGCAAAAGCCGAUCUCGAUAGCCAAGAAAACGGCAACAACAAUGAUUUCCAGCUAUUCAGUUUCGAGCACAUAGUUUCUGCUACAGGCAACUUCCACGCCGAUAAUAAGCUCGGACAGGGUGGCUUUGGACCUGUUUAUAAGGGGAAGCUACCAAGUGGGCUAGAAGUGGCGAUAAAGAGACUGUCAACGAGCUCGAGGCAGGGGCUAGUUGAGUUCAAGAACGAAGUAAGGUUCAUUGCUAAACUGCAGCACGACAAUCUGGUCAGGCUAGUUGGUUGCUGCAUCGAGAAUCGAGAGAAGAUCCUCGUCUAUGAAUAUCUGCCCAACAAAAGCCUUGAUUUCUCGCUCUUUGCUCCUACUGACGACAAUGUUCUGGAUUGGAAGAAAAGGUUCAACAUUAUCCAAGGGAUAGCCCAAGGACUUCUAUACCUCCACAAAUAUUCGAGGCUGAAGAUCGUCCACAGAGAUCUGAAGGCCAGCAAUAUCUUGCUCGACAGUGAGAUGAACCCCAAGAUAUCGGAUUUCGGGUUGGCCAGGAUAUUCCAUCCCAAUGAGACUAGAGCAAUUACUGCACGUGUUGCUGGAACUUUAUUAAAAAAAAAAGUAUAGGAUGUUUGAAUACUCUAAAUUCCAAUGCAAUGGGUACAUGUCUCCCGAGUAUGCUAUGGAGGGAGUUUUCUCGACAAAGUCGGACGUGUUCAGCUUUGGAGUUCUGUUGCUUGAAAUUGUGAGCGGCAAUAGGAACAAUCACUUCCGUGGUGAUCGUGAAGGCCCUUGCAGUCUCUUGACAUGGGUGAGUUUUCCUAACCUUCAUCACUCAAUCAUUGAAAAAACAAAAAAAUUGUAGCAAUAUUGGAAAGUUUGUGACGAACAAAGUUUGUUGUGAUAGGAAAAUUUUUGGUGAUGGAUUUAGUUUAUUUCUAUACUCUAAAUUUUCGCGGACAUGGAGAGGUGAUGAAUUUGCGACAAUUUCUCAGCUUUAUGCGACGCGCUACGUCGUCGCAGAAGAUUCGAGGAUAUUUGCGGCACAAACUUUUUCGUCGUAGAACAAUUGCUAGAUAUUGCUGCCAAGUUAUUUGGUCUCUAGAUAUAUGGGAAUAUUUACCACUAUUUCUUCUUGUCGCGGAAAGUUUAGAUUACUUGCCGACGAUGUAUUUCGUUACAAGAACUGUAAAGGGGUACCCCACUUUCGUCGCAAAACCAAUGCUCGAUAAUUUAAAACUACUUUUCUUCUUGAUGUAGGCUUGGGAGCUAUGGAGAGAAGGAAGAGGAACAGAGUUAGUGGAUUCAGUCAUAGGGAUAGACGACAACAACAACAAUAGCAUCUGCCAGAACGAAGCAGUGAAGUGCAUUCAGAUAGGUCUGUUAUCCGUGCAGGAGAAUCCAAGGGAUAGACCUUCAAUGGUGAAAGUCGCCUCCAUGAUCUACAACAAUGAUUCAGUCCAAUUGCCGUCUCCAAAUCGUCCAGCAUUUUAUUACAGGAUGAGCAGCUUGCAGGAGGUCGCGGAGAUUAUUGAAGAGCAGGAGGAGAUUUGGACACCGAACCAGGUUACCAUCACGGAAAUGAAUGGCAGGUAAUCAUCCGAUCGACUUCGUGGGGAUAUUGAAACUAGAAAAUUGACCCGCGCUCUGCGACGGGUUAUCGAAAAUAAAUUGAUCAGUUAAAAAAGUAUAUUCGUGUACUAACCGUAAUCAACUUCUUAAUCUCUUUAGACAUUGUUGGAUAUGAUCUUGAGUUAAAUAACUAAACACUUAUAUUUAUACAACAUGAACAUAGAUUGAAUAGUUGAAUAUAUAAUAAUAGAGUUGGUAUUUU